This is a messenger RNA of Symbiodinium sp. CCMP2592, 1464 nucleotides long. The record is from the annotation of a GenBank genome assembly. NCBI's taxonomy places the organism in Eukaryota, Dinophyceae, Suessiales, Symbiodiniaceae.
AUGAGCAUCGUGCUCCAUGUAUCGAUCCUCAGCGGGCAGACUGCGGCGAUUGCCGUAGAUCCCGAUUGCGACAUUGAGGAGCUUCGCCAGAAAGCCCAGGAGGUUUUGAGGAUCGGCCUCUGCAAGAUCAUCCACAGCAGCGGGGCCGUGCUGCAAGGCACUGUUCGCACUGCAGGCCUUUGCGAUGGCGAGGCCAUCAGUGCGCUGGCCCGCCCCGCCGAGCUUUUCGCCUCCUGCCGAGCCUUUGCGCUGCUGCAGGGCGACGGCUCAGUUCUCACUUGGGGUGCCCCUGAGUUCGGCGGCGACAGCAGCGCCGUUCGGUCCCAGCUGAUGACUGUGGAGCAAAUCGCCUCCUCCUUGGGCGCCUUUGCCGCUAUUCGUGGCGACGGCUCCGUGGUCACGUGGGGCCACACUGCUUGCGGUGGUGAUAGCAGCGCUGUUGCAGCAUCACUGCGCGAUGUACGACAGGUCAAAGGUUCACUGGGUGCCCUGGCAGCGCUGCGCACUGAUGGGUCCGUGGUAAGCUGGGGCAACAAGGACUGCGGUGGCGACUCUUCCCUGGUGCAGGAGAAGCUGACGUCCAUAAAGGAGAUCGCAUCUUCGGGUGGUGCCUUCGCCGCCAUCCGCUCGGAUGGUUCGGUGGUGACUUGGGGCAAGGCGGAGUCUGGGGGUGACAGCAGCGCUGUGACGGGGAUGCUCACGCAGGUCCAGCAAGUUUGCGGCUCCGGCGGUGCCUUCGCAGCGCUGCGAUCCGACGGCUCCGUAGUGACUUGGGGCGCGGACUACUGCGGUGGAAGCAGCCGUGAGGUGCAAAAAGAUCUGCGAGACGUUUCCUGUCUCUACUCAUCCACCUACGCCUUUGCGGCCGUCUUGGCCGACGGCUCAGUUGUGACAUGGGGCGACCCAGAACGGGGAGCCGACUCAAGCUCAGUGAGAGCAAAACUUCGCGGUGUCCAGCAAGUCCGGUCAACUUUGGGCGCUUUCGCAGCGCUCCGUUCCGACGGGUCGGUGGUGACAUGGGGCCGCGCUGAGAGUGGAGGAGACAGCUCUGCUGUACAAGCCGAUCUGUCGGAGGUGGUGCAGCUCCGGGGUUCCAGUGGGGCUUUCGCCGCCUUAAGGUCGGAUGGCUCGGUUGUUACCUGGGGACUGGAUUUCUUCGGCGGCGACAGCAGCAGUGUCCAAGUCCAGCUGAAGGAUGUGCAGCAGAUCCAGGCCAGCGACACUGCUUUUGCCGCCCUGCUUACGAGCGGCUCGCUGGUAACUUGGGGCAAUACUGAAGGUGGUGGCGACAGCCGCUCUGUGCGGGAAAAGCUUCUCUGGCGGAAGUGGCGGAGGAUUACGGAGUCCGCCAAGCGACACUGCGGCUGUCCAAGUCCUGCUUUCGUGGAGGAUCUUUCGGAAUCUCACAGACGGAAAGAUGCCCGGGCGAGGAGCGAGCCAGAUCCUCCAGCUGUCGAUAUGUGA